Rattus rattus (black rat) is the source of this 7477-nucleotide messenger RNA. It is a transcript of the gene F5, whose product is annotated as coagulation factor V. The transcript is spliced from 26 exons. NCBI's taxonomy places the organism in Eukaryota, Metazoa, Chordata, Mammalia, Rodentia, Muridae. The coding region runs from base 1 to 6696 and encodes 2231 amino acids. Gene Ontology annotation, molecular function: copper ion binding. The record is from RefSeq and is a predicted model, not a curated record.
AUGUUCCUAGUCUGCCCGCGCUUCUUCCUCCUGGUGGUUCUGGGCACCCGAUGGGCGGGCUGGGGCAGCCACCAGGCAGAGGCCGCGCGGCUAAGGCAGUUCUAUGUGGCUGCUCAAGGCAUCCUCUGGAACUACCAUCCUGAGUCCUCAGAUCCAAGUUUGAAUUCUAUACCUUCCUUCAAGAAAAUUGUCUACAGAGAGUAUGAGCCAUAUUUUAAGAAAGAAAAGCCACGAUCUAGCAACUCAGGACUUCUCGGACCAACUUUAUAUGCUGAAGUUGGCGACACCAUCAAGGUUCACUUUAGAAACAAAGCGGACAAACCUCUAAGCAUCCACCCUCAAGGAAUUAGAUACAGCAAAUUUUCAGAAGGGGCUUCUUACCUGGACCACACGUCCCCGGCUGAGAAGAAGGACGAUGCCGUGGCUGCUGGAGAGGAAUACACCUAUGAAUGGUUCAUCGGUGAGGACAGCGGGCCCACACCUGAUGACCCACCAUGCCUCACCCACAUCUACUACUCCUAUGAAAACCUGACCCAGGAUUUCAACUCAGGCCUGAUUGGGCCUCUGCUCAUCUGCAGGGAAGGCACCCUGACGGAGGAUGGGACUCAGAAGAUGUUUGACAAGCAACACGUGCUUCUGUUUGCUGUAUUUGAUGAAAGCAAGAGCUGGAGCCAGUCACCAGCCCUCAUGUACACAGUCAACGGCUUUGUGAAUAGGACAAUGCCAGAUGUAACAGUCUGUGCCUACGAUCAUGUCAGCUGGCAUCUGAUUGGGAUGAGCUCGGGACCAGAAUUGUUUUCUAUUCACUUCAACGGCCAAGUCCUAGAGCAGAACCAACAUAAAGUGUCCACCGUCACUCUGGUCAGUGCGACGUCUACAACUGCCAACAUGACUAUGAGUCCAGAAGGAAAAUGGAUUGUUUCUUCUCUCAUCCCAAAGCAUUAUCAAGCUGGGAUGCAGGCUUAUAUUGACAUUAAAAACUGCCCAAAGAAAACCAGGAGCUCCAAGACGCUCACCCGAGAGCAGCGGCGGCACAUGAAGAGGUGGGAGUACUUCAUCGCCGCAGAGGAAGUCAUUUGGAACUACGCACCUGUGAUACCCGCAAACAUGGACAAACUAUACAAGUCUCUGCAUUUGGAUAACUUCUCAAACCAAAUUGGAAAACAUUACAAGAAAGUCAUUUACAGGGAAUAUAAAGAUGAGACCUUCACCAAACGCAUUGAGAAUCAAAGUAGCAGACAAAGCGGGAUUUUGGGCCCUAUUAUUAAAGCCCAGGUCAGGGACACACUCAAGAUCGUGUUCAAAAACAUGGCCAGCCGACCGUACAGCAUUUACCCGCAUGGGGUGACCUUCUCUCCUUACGAAGAUGGAGUCAAUUCUUCCUCCACCUCAGGCAGUCACACCAUGAUCAAACCAGUUCAACCAGGGGAAACCUUCACUUACAAAUGGAACAUUCUAGAGUUUGACGAACCCACGGAAAAUGACGCCCAGUGCUUAACAAGGCCAUACUACAGUGAUGUGGAUGUUACAAGGGACAUUGCCUCUGGACUGAUAGGGCUGCUUCUAAUUUGUAAGAGCAGGUCCCUGGACCAGAGAGGCAUACAGAGGGUGGCAGACAUGGAGCAGGAGGUCGUGUUUGCUAUGUUUGAUGAGAACAAGAGCUGGUACAUCGAGGACAACAUCAACAAGUUUUGUGAGAAUCCCGAUGAGGUGAAGCGUGAUGACCCCAAGUUUUAUGAAUCAAACAUCAUGAACACUAUCAAUGGGUACGUGCCUGAGAGCAUAUCCACCCUAGGAUUCUGUUUUGAUGAUGCCGUACAGUGGCACUUCUGCAGUGUGGGAACUCAUGAUGACAUUCUGACCGUCCACUUCACUGGGCAUUCGUUCAUCUAUGGCAGGAGGCACGAGGACACCUUGACCCUGUUCCCCAUGAGUGGUGAAUCUGUGACUGUCGUGAUGGAUAAUAUUGGAACUUGGAUGUUGACCACCAUGAGUUCCAAUCCAAGACGCAGAAACCUAAGACUGAGAUUCAGGGAUGUUAAGUGUAACCGGAAUGAUGAUGACGAUGAAGACUCAUAUGAGAUUUAUCAACCUCUUGAACCUACAUCCAUGACAACUCGGAAAAUUCAUGAUUCUGUGGAAAAUGACUUUGGCAUAGGAAACGAAGAUGAUGAUUACCAGUAUGAACUGGCGUCAACACUAGGAAUUAGGUCAUUCAGAAAGUCAUUGUUGAAUCUGAAGGAAGAUGAGUUCAAUCUCACUGCUCUCGCUCUAGACAACAGCUCUGAAUUCAUAUCUCUAAGCACAGACGGAGUCAUUGACUCAAAAUCCUCAAGAAACCUUAGUAAGAUCACCAAUAAUAACCUCAACGACUCUCAAAGAAUACUUUCUGGCUCAGGAGCCACCAUAGCUGCUACCCUACUUGGAAACCUUACUGGCUUAGGUGAGAACUCCGUCCUCAACCCUUCUACAGAACAUCAUUCCAGCUCAUAUUAUGAAAAUGAUAUGGAAGACCCACAGUCGAACAUCACAGUGGUAUACCUACUUCCUCUUGGUGCAAAAGGAUCAGGGAGUCCAGAACAGACUAAACCUAAAACAAUCAAGACAGGAAGACCCCACAGGAUGAAGCACAGGUUCUCCUGGAUGAAAGCUCCAGCCGCAAAAACUGGGAGGCAUUCAAAUCCAAAGGAUACUUCUUCCAGAAUGAAGUCUGAGGAGGACAUUCCUAGUGAUUUGUUACUCUUAAAACAAAAGGUUGCGUCCAAAUUUUUGAACAGACAGUGGCAUAUGGCUUCUGAAAAGGGUAGUUAUGAAAUAAUACCAGCAAAUGGUGAAAACACAGAUAUUGAUAAGCUGACAAACAGUCCUCAAAAUCAGAAUAUCUCAACGCCUUGGGGAGCUAGCACCUCUCGCAUAAACACAACAGGGAAGCCAAGGAACCUCCCAACAUUUUCUAGAUUUAGGCAUAAAUCUCCACAUGUAAGACAGGAGGAGGAAAGCGGUGACUUUAAGAAAAGACAGUUGUUCAUCAGGACACGGAAGAAGAAGAAGAAUAGGAAGUUUGCACUACACAGUCCUCUGUCUCCAAGGGGCUUUUACCAUCCGAGAAGAGAAGACCAUCCUCCACUUUUAGAUAGAAGACUACUUAAUCACUCAUUACUACUCCACAAAUCCAAUGAAACAGCUCUUUCCACAGAUCUGAAUCAGACCUCCCCUCCAAUGAGUACUGACAGGUCACUUCCUGACUAUAAUCAGAACCCUUCAAAUGACACUGAGCAGAUGAGCUCUUCUUUAGACCUUUUUCAGUCAGUGCCACCAGAGGAACACUCUCCAACAUUUCCUACCCAAGAUCCUAAUCAACACUCUACCACAGAUCCUAGCUACAGAUCCUCUCCUCCAGAGCCCAGUCAGGGGAUCGAUUAUGACCUAAGCCAUGAAUUUUAUUCUGAUAACAUUAGUCAAACAUCUUUCUUUCCAGACCAAAAAUUGGAUCAAACAAUUAUUUACCCAGACCUGGAUCAGUUGUUCCUUUCUCCAGAUGACAUCCAGAAGACCUCCUCCCAAGACCUGAGUCAGGUGACCCUUUCUCCAGAUGAAAACCAAGAGACCUCCUCCCAAGACCUGGGUCAGGUGACCCUUUCCCCAGAUGAAAACCAAGAGACCUCCUCCCAAGACCUGGGUCAGGUGCCCCUUUCCCCAGAUGAAAACCAAGAGACCUCCUCCCAAGACCUGGGUCAGGUGCCCCUUUCUCCAGAUGAAAACCAAGAGACCUCCUCCCCAGACCUGGGUCAGGUGCCCCUUUCUCCAGAUGAAAACCAAGAGACCUCCUCCCAAGACCUGGGUCAGGUGACCCUUUCUCCAGAUGAAAACCAAGAGACCUCCUCCCAAGACCUGGGUCAGGUGACCCUCUCUCCAGAUGAAAACCAUGAGACCUCCUCCCCAGACCUGGGUCAGGUGCCCCUUUCCCCAAAUGACAACCAGAAGACUUCCCCAGACCUAGGUCAGGUGCUCCUUUUUCUAGAUGACAACCAGACCUCCUCCCCAGACUUGGGUCAGAUGCCCCUUUCUCCAGAUGACAAGCAGAAGACUUACUUCCUAGACCCAGGUCAAGUACCCAUCUCCUCAGAUCAAAGCUGGGAGACCUCCUCCACUGACCUUAGCCUACUGACUCUCUCUCCGAAAUUUGGUCAGACAGUCAUUUCCUCAGACUUGGAUAAGAUGCCCCUCUCUUCAGACAACAGUCAGGUUACCCUUUCCCCAGACCUCAGCCUCUUGACCCUCUCACCAGAUUUUAAUGAGAUAAUACUAUCCCCAGACAUUGAUCAGGUGACCCUCUCUCCAGACCUCAUCCAGACAAGCCCUGCUCUUAAUCACAGCCACAAAACAUCCUCUGCAGACCCUGGUCAAGCAUCCUACCCCCCAGAUUCUGGUCAGUCUUCACCUCUUCCAGAACUGAAUCAGACUCUUCCUCAUCCAGACCUCAUUCACAUGCAGCCUCCUUUACUAUCUCCUAUGCCCAAUGACACUUCUUUGUCAAAGACAUUUAACCCCCUUGUUGUAGUAGGUCUCAGUAGAGUUGAUGGAGACGACGUUGAGAUGAUUCCAAGUGAGGAGCUAGAGAGCAUUGACGAAGAUUAUCCUGAGGAUGACUAUGUAACCUACAAUGACCCCUACAAAACAGACACCAGGGCAAAUGUCAACUCCUCCAGAAACCCUGACACUAUUGCAGCAUGGUAUCUCCGUAGCUUCGGUGGGAACAAAAAAUUCUACUAUAUUGCUGCUGAAGAAAUAUCCUGGGAUUAUUCAAAAUUUGCACCAAGUGAAAUGGACAAUGAAGACACAGACAACACUCCAAAGGACACCACAUACAAGAAAGUUGUUUUCAGAAAAUACCUUGAUAGUACUUUCACAAGCCGUGAUCCUCAGGGGGAAUAUGAAGAGCACCUUGGCAUUCUUGGCCCUGUAAUACGUGCUGAAGUGGAUGAUGUGAUCCAAGUUCGAUUUAAAAAUUUAGCAUCCAGACCAUAUUCUCUUCAUGCCCAUGGACUUUCCUAUGAAAAGUCCUCAGAGGGAAAGAAUUACGAAGAUGACUCUCCUAAAUGGUUUCAGGAAGAUGAUGCUGUCCAGCCCAAUAGCAGUUACACAUAUGUAUGGCAUGCCACUGAGCGCUCGGGACCAGAGAACCCCGGCUCCGCCUGCAGGGCUUGGGUCUACUAUUCUGCAGUGGAUGUGGAGCGAGACAUUCACUCAGGCUUGAUCGGCCCCCUUCUGAUCUGCCGGAAAGGAACACUUGACAGGGCGAGCAACCUGCCUCUGGACAUGAGAGAGUUUGUCUUGCUCUUCAUGGUCUUUGAUGAGAAGAAGAGCUGGUACUAUGAAAAGUCCAAAGGGUCAUGGAGAAUUGAAUCUCCAGAAGCGAAAAAUUCGCACGAGUUUUACGCAAUUAAUGGGAUGAUUUACAACCUGCCCGGCCUGAGAAUGUAUGAGCAAGAGUGGGUGAGGCUAUACCUGCUGAACAUGGGCGGCCCCCAAGAUAUUCACGUGGUUCACUUCCAUGGCCAGAUCCUGCUGGAUAAUAGGACCAAACAGCACCACUUAGGGGUCUGGCCCCUCUUGCCUGGUUCAUUUAAAACUCUUGAAAUGAAGGCAUCCAAGCCUGGCUGGUGGCUCCUAGACACAGCGGUUGGAGAAAACCAGAUAGCUGGCAUGCAAACGCCGUUCCUUGUCAUAGACAAAGAGUGCAAGAUGCCAAUGGGUCUAAGUACUGGUGCCAUAUCUGACUCACAGAUCAAGGCUUCGGAAUAUCUGACUUAUUGGGAGCCCAGAUUAGCACGAUUAAACAAUGGCGGCUCAUAUAAUGCUUGGAGUAUAGAAAAAUCUGCAUUAGAUUUUCCCAUUAAACCUUGGAUCCAGGUGGACAUGCAGAAGGAAGUUGUAGUCACCGGGAUACAAACCCAAGGUGCUAAAUACUACCUCAAGUCUUACUUUACCACGGAAUUCCAAGUGGCUUACAGCUCUGACCGAACCAACUGGCAGAUCUUCAGAGGGAACAGCAUGAAGAGCGUGAUGUCUUUUGCUGGCAAUUCAGAUGCCUCUACGAUAAAAGAGAAUCGAUUUGACCCACCUAUUGUGGCUAGAUACAUUAGGAUACAUCCCACGAAAUCCUAUAACAGACCCACCCUUCGGUUGGAGCUGCUGGGCUGUGAGGUGAACGGAUGUUCCACACCACUGGGCCUGGAAGAUGGAAGGAUACAAAACAAGCAAAUUACUGCAUCUUCAUUUAAAAAGUCAUGGUGGGGAAGCUACUGGGAGCCUUCCCUGGCCCGCCUGAAUGCCCAGGGCCGAGUGAAUGCCUGGCAAGCCAAGGCAAACAACAACAAGCAGUGGUUACAAGUUGAUCUGCUCAAAAUCAAGAAGGUAACGGCCAUCGUAACUCAGGGUUGCAAGUCUCUGUCCUCUGAGAUGUACGUGAAGAGCUACAGCAUCCUGUACAGUGACCAGGGUGUCUCCUGGAAACCCUACCGGCAGAAAUCCUCCAUGGUGGACAAGAUUUUUGAAGGGAAUAGUAAUACCAAAGGGCACAUGAAGAACUUUUUCAACCCACCUAUUAUUUCCAGAUUUAUCCGAAUCAUUCCUAAAACAUGGAACCAAAGUAUUGCACUUCGCCUGGAACUCUUCGGCUGUGACAUUUAUUAGAAUUAAAUACAAAAGAAAAAAAAAGGAAAAGAGAAUAAACGCUGAAGAAAGUCCUUCAGGCUUAAGUUAUUUAGAGCAGGCAAUAUAGUACUGGUAUUUUAAAUGUUAACAAACUUUCUGCUAUUUUUUCUAGUUGAGAAUAAAGUUUAUAUGAGAUGCUUUUAUAAUGUUCCUUUACCGCUGCCAUCGAGACAGCGACUAUUAUUUUUUUCACUGAUUUGGUUAUAAAUGGGAAAAUGUUAAGACCCGGCAAGACUAUGACAGUCUUUCACUCUGAUUAAAGAUAUUAUAUAAUGUAAUAGUUAGAUAAUGGAAUGUGAUUCACUCUGGCUCUUUUAAAUCCUGUAGACAUUAGCGAAAGAGAUAUUGCUUUUGGAAAGUUUUCAUGGACCCAGAAAACCUUUAUUUCUUUAUUUUUCUUUUAAAAGCAAACUGUAAUCUGUAAACAAUGGAAACAAAAAUAGUUGAGUUUUUUUUAAUACUAGGGAAAAAUAUCUCGUUGUAAUUAAGCAAGAACUUAAAAUAGCCAGGGUUGGGCUGGCUGGGUGGGCAAAAGUGCUUGCCGCCAAAACAAAACAACAGCAAACACAAAACAAAACAAAGCAAAACAAAACAAAACGAACAACCCUGGACAGCCUGAGUCCCAGUCCCGGAACCCACGGUGAAAGGAGAGAACAUAUUCCAGAAAGCGGCCUCUGACUUCUGCAUGCAGCUGUGGCACAUGCGUGCCCCCACGCCCAUGUACAAGCUAACCGUAAAUAAAAGAUUUUUAAAGCCUGUC